Messenger RNA from Heterostelium album PN500, 447 nucleotides. RefSeq lists its product as uncharacterized. The record is from RefSeq and is a predicted model, not a curated record. The coding region runs from base 1 to 447 and encodes 148 amino acids. The transcript is spliced from 4 exons. NCBI's taxonomy places the organism in Eukaryota, Evosea, Eumycetozoa, Acytosteliales, Acytosteliaceae.
AUGGAAAAUAAUAAAGAUUUAAACAAUAACCAAAAUAGCAAAGUUAUUCCCAAAAAGAUUCCAAGAUGGACCAGCCAAGUAAAUUAUUACCCACCAUUAUUUAAAGAAUAUGAUACUUCAAAGUCCGAUGGAAACAUAAAUAGCAACAAUAGUAGUUGUCCUAAUCAAAUUAAUAACUCAAAUCCAAAUAUUAAUAAAAAUAAUAACUAUAUAAUGAAUAGAAAAUAUAAUGAAUUAGAAGCAAAUAUUGACUAUACUCUCAGAGGUACUUGUAUCGAAACUUCUGUAAAAUACAACAAUACUAUCAGAGUGAAAGCACUUCAGAUGUUGCAAGAGAAAGAUGUAACCAGCACAACCCAACGUUUUGCCAUGUCAACAAGCACGAGUUCCAAUUCUACCGCCAACAUUCACUAUCAUAUUAAUAUCGUUUCAACACCAAAAAAUUAA